Molecule: messenger RNA, 1850 nt
Organism: Dothidotthia symphoricarpi CBS 119687
Lineage: Eukaryota; Fungi; Ascomycota; Dothideomycetes; Pleosporales; Dothidotthiaceae
Product: general substrate transporter
Exons: 5
Coding region: 1-1473 (490 amino acids)
Biological process (GO): carbohydrate transport; transmembrane transport
Cellular component (GO): membrane
Molecular function (GO): carbohydrate:proton symporter activity
Source: RefSeq, a predicted model, not a curated record
AUGGAUAGCAAGCACAACGUUGAUGUUGUGCACCGAGAGGAUGUUGUGGUUCACGCUCAGCCAAAGGCAGACGAGAGGCCAUGGUACAAGCAACCCGAGUUGAGGAAGCUCUACUUGAUGAUGCCCUUCCUGUUCUUAGGGUCGACCACCUUGGGCUACGAUGGGAGUUUACUGAACGGCUUUGCUGUACUGCUGUUCACACCAUACAUUGCCGAUAUUCUUGGUCGGCGAACAGGCACGGCAGUUGGUUGCAUCCUUGUAAUUGUCGGCUCCAUCAUCCAGGCUCUCCCGCACCGCAGUAAUCCAGAUGCGAUGUUUCUGGCAGGACGCUUCAUCAUGGGCAUGGGCACCAACAUCUCCAAUGCGACAUGCCCUCUCUUGAUUACGGAGGUUGCUCAUCCGAGGCACAGAGGCAGGGUAACGACCAUUUACAACACGCUGUGGUAUCUGGGUGCAAUCCUUGCCGCAUGGACCACAUAUGGAACCCUGACUCAUAUCUCUUCGGACCUUUCAUGGCGUCUCCCAGUUGGUUUGCAGUGCGCCAUGCCUGGGGUCCAGUUGUUUGUCUUGUUCUUGCUUCCCGAAUCUCCUCGAUGGUUGGUCAGCAAGAACAAGCAUUCGGCAGCGAAGAAGAUGCUUACGCAAUAUCAUGGAAACGGAAUUGAGACCGAUUUCGUCGCAUGGGAAUACAACGAGAUUAGCCAGACGCUAGAAGCAGAGCAAGCCGCGAGUUCAAGCAGCGGAUGGUACGAGCUGGUUCGAACUCCUGGAAACAGGAAAAGAUGUCUAUUGAUCAUCUUGACUGCUAUCUUCUCGCAGUGCUCUGGUAACGGACUUGUGAGCUACUAUUUGGCUGCUGUGUUGAAGACUAUUGGUAUAACCAAAGCGACUGAUCAGGCUCUAAUCAACGGUGGACUCACCAUCUGGUGCUUCCUUGUUUCUCUCGGAUGUGCUUUCCUCGUUGAUCGUGUCGGACGACGAACACUCUUCCUUGGUGCCGGCCUGGGCAUGCUCGUUGCUUUUAGUGUCUGGACAGCAUGUAGUGCGGUGUACGCGCGCACAGGCAACUCGGGCGCCGGUUCCGCUGUGUUGGCCAUGAUCUUCAUCUUCUAUGGCGCUGCUGGUCUUGCCUGGCCCGGUCUGACCGUAUCCUACACUGUCGAGAUCCUCCCUUUCAAGAUCCGCGCGAAAGGUCUUACAUUGUGCUUUGUCUUUACGUCUUUGUCUGGUAUCUUCAACCAGUACGUAAAUCCGAUCGGACUUGAGGCACUUGGCUGGAAGUUCUACAUAGUUUAUGUUGUGGUGUUGAUCCUCGAAUGUCUGGCCAUCUAUUUCCUCUACGUUGAGACGAGGGGUCCGACAUUGGAAGAGAUCGCAAUUCUUUUCGAUGGCAAAGAUGCCCAUGUGGCUGGGGCAGAAGUGACAUUGAAUCAGAAAGGGGAAGUAAGGAGGCCCGAGAGCGGAGGUUGCUAGAGAAUUUUGUUACCCAUCGAAUUGUUUCUCAUUUUACGUUCAAGCUACCGAAUCGAUGUUACGAUAAGGCAUAUUUCCUUGAUCUGAGCGCAGCGACUUUUUCCAUCGUUAUCAGGGAUCAGGACAUACAGGAAGAACUUAAAUAUACUUCUCACAUGGCAUAUAAACUCCCAAAUUACACUUGACCCAUCUUCUAUCUCCUGAUUACCUAUUAUCCUAUCUCUUCAGCACUCUCGCUCCGGGACUUCCACACGCAACAUCCACGUCAGACUGUGUCAUACCAUAUUGAACGAGUUUACAGUGUUGGGACUAAAUAUUUGGAAAGGUAUGAGCAGAAUUAUGGCUAAGCUUGUUGCGUUAACAUAUAGACAUGUCAA